AUGGGAAGUGUAGAUAUGCUAACACCUUCUCUCCCGACUUUUGUUCUUUCUUCAACAUAUGAUCCUCCUUCUUCACGUACAUGGUCACGAACUCGUUCUUUCUCCGCACCACCUACUAUCGAAAAUGGUAUUCCACCUACUACGGCUUCAAUCUACAAUACUACUCUUCCUCCUACUUCUGUCAAUGUAAAUCGACCUCAUUUAUCAUUCCCUCCUUAUACUGCCUCUCGACAAUUGAUCAAUCUUUUAAAUCCACCCAAUAACAAUGUAAACGACCCACGGAUGUUCUCAAAUCUUGUUAAUCCUCUUUAUCCUUUACAUCCAACUGAUCAUCCUCGUCCUUCGGUUUCUGUUCCUGUUCGUGGUCCUUCCGAUCCCUACGGUCCCUCUCACCCCGCCCUUGGAACACCUAUAUUGAUUCCUCUUCCGGUACCUCCUUUCGAACCUUAUGGUACUUUGACAAAUUCAGGUCAAGUUAGUGAACAAGCUCCAGGAGUAUUGGAAGAAUUAAAAGCUGUACAAGGAACACCUUCUACGAGACAUAAAGUCUUACCUUGGGUAGAAAUGACACAAGGACAAGAGUUUGAAGAUACUCCAGGUUUAUUUGGACCUUACGAUUCUCAACCCCCUACUCGUCCAGGCACACGCGAUCCCACACUUGUCGAUUCCACAAUCCCUCAUCCACCUGCACGAUCCAAUCACCCAUUCGCCUACACGCCUAUCAACACUGUCCCUUUCUCCGUCCUUGGUCCACCCAACAAUGGGAACGGGAUUAUCGAUGCUACGGCCGCUUUGGCCGAACAGGAUCGUAUGCGUAAUCGGGAAAGUGAGGUUCUCAGUCGAGGGGCUGGGAUGAGGGUAUCAAGUCAACCACAAGGGCCGCUGGUCGGUGUAGUGGAAGGCGAUUUGACACCAGGUAAGACUGGGAGUGCGGUGAGUGCUGGAAUGGGAACUUUUGGGAGGGAACCAAGUGUAGAGCCGGUUCCUAUUCCUGCGGGUAUACCAUGGGGUGGACAAGUGAAAGGGAGCCCUACGAAAACAGCUAGCUCACCAAGGAAACCUGUCCCUAGUCAAACACCUCGUACUCCUGGUCCAGCCCCAACGCAACCUCUUCCUCCACCCCCCAAAACUCCCUCAGCCCCGGCCCGUCCUCGUACAACCGGCCCUCAAGUUGACACCCAAUCUCAGGCCGGUCCUCAUGUACAUCAUCCCCACCCCGAACACCCAUUCGAUGUCGGUGAAGCAGCACGCAAACAAGCCGAAGCUAUGCAAGCUGCUCGUGCAGAAGCUUUAGCUCAAUUAGAAGCCGCGACUCGUACUUCACCUCAAGCUCCUGAUACUCGUCAAACAGCCAUCGGUCAGCUCGUUCCGGAGGGUCUGGGAACAGGACAGAAAGGUCCAAGACAGACAUAUGAAACUUCUACCAGUGGACCUUCUUUCGGUCAUUUGUUACAUCAAGAUGGACGUCCUAUCACAGGCAGGUUUUCUGCUCAACCAGAACCUCCAAAUCCCGCUUCUCGUGGUAGUGUUGGAAUAGGAGGAGCAGGAGCUUUCUUCAGAAUACCUUUUGGAGUUCCAUUAGGUUUAGGAGUUCCGAGACCUUUGAUGGUCAUGAGGUCUGAUACGGGUUUAGGAAUGGGAUUAGGUUUGACACCGCAAGGUGUACAGCAAGAGGCUAGACAUAUAGGUGAAGUUGCGGACAAAGUGGAAUUGGAUAGGAAAAGUAGGAGUGCUUUUGUGGAAUCGAUUGCAGAUGAAGAAGAACCAGUGAAUCCCAAUGCUAGAUCACCGUCUGUUCCGCCCAAAACAACCGAGCGGGCUAUACAAAAAGCGCCUACCCAGGCAGAUGAGAUAGCGUUUGACCCUGCUCGAGCUAGUAGCCAGAUUCUACUCACUCGUCCUUCAUCUGGUGUUAUUCCUGAAGGCUCCAAUCAACCCUUGAAUAUGCCGCAUUCCAGAGCUCCUACUACGGGCGCACCUUUACCACAUAUCUCAGAAGUCCCAACUUAUCAACCCGCUCCUCCUACGGGAACAGUGAAAUCGGUCCGAUUACCAUCCGGAGCAAACACCAUCAUCCCCGCUCCUACCGUCGCAUCUACCAUCCAUGCUCCACAGCCCGACUCUGCGUCUCUCUUACAAGGAGGAGGUUCAGUGAUCAACGGUAAUCAUUCUCCUUACGCACCAUCGGUGGCUCCAACAACAACAAGCAAUGUACAUCGUUUAGUCGCUGAAAGUGACGAAGCGAAGAAAGCUUUGAACCGUGCGGCUAGAGCUAGGGUGAUAGAGUUGAAAGAUAUGCGUGUGAGAGGGGAGAUGCCACCUGAACCUGUCAUUCCUGAUGUGAAUGAGAGGGAGAAAAAGUCCAAAAGUAAGCGGAGCAAAUCGAGGGAUUCACAUACACAUCGGAAAGUCAGUGGAAGGACGGAGAGAAAUGUCUCAGGACGGAAGGCCGAGAAUGAUUCUCCUCCCCAAUGGGCGCAAGAGAUCAUGAAUCGUCUUGGAGCGUUCGAAUCUCGUUUUUCCGAAUUGGAGAAAAGUCAACAACAAUUUGCCCCUGAUCAAAACGUCCAACAAACUCCUUCAGACGAUCCUACCAUCCGAGGUGAAAUCACUCCUGCCCAGAUGCAAGAUCCUCUUGGAGAUCUAGUCCGUCACCUCAUCCUCCAUGAUCUUUCCGGAUCUCCAGGUGAACCAAUGAUGACGAUCCCAUCUUACUUAAUGGAUCAACCAAGAGCUUCUAUUCAUACCAUUCAACCUACCGCUCCACCCACGAUCGGUUCCAGAGGACGACAAAGUGAACACCAAGUACAACAAUCUAUUCAAGGUACUAUUCCUCAACCUGGAGUCUCUCAAAAUGGGACUGUUCAUCAACAAAGUCUACACCAAAGUCAAAGUCAAACUCAAAGUCCUCAUACUAUCCCUGUCACACAUGUUCCUACUACCCCUGGUACACAUAAUCAAUCAACUACACCAGGUACGAAUCCUCAAAUUAGUGGAAGAGGUAUGACACUUAACGCCGAUCCUUCUGGUGAACUUUUGACUUGGGGUUCAGAUGUUGAAUUUCCAGAACCAGGUGAAAGUGUUCCUCCCCCUAGACCUAAGACAGGUAUGGCACCACCAUCUAUUUUCAUCCAAGCUCCUACGGAUAGUAAUAUGGGUAAAUCCAUGGGUGUUAGUGUUACGCCCAGUGCUAGAGGUACAGCUUUACCCGCCCAAGAAAUACAAACAACGCCCGGAGGAGUUGAUCAAGAUGUUGAUUCGGAUCAUCAAACACAUAAAACCCAUCAGACUCAACAAACUCAGAAAACUCAUCAUACGGCAUUACCAGAUCCACUUCAAAGAGAUCUUCCACCUGUACCAUCUGAAAGUAUAAGAUCACAUCGUUCUUCUCCAGCACAAAUGUCCAAUGAAGGUUAUCCUCCAUUACCACCUUCUACAGCACAUGACCAAGGGCAAUCUAUGAAAGAUUCUUCUAAAGCUUUUUCUGGUAAAACGGUAGGAGGACAAGGAUGGCAAGAAAAUACACCUUCAAUGACGAGAACUGUACCUAUUCAACAAUCUCAAAUAGGUAAGACGACUUCAGUCGCUAGGACAGUACCACCUGGUAUGAUGUACAUUCCUGGUUUGGCACCACUUGGAGAGGUAAUGGGACAAACACAUCCUGGUGUAGAUCCAAUGGGUGGGAUGAGUACUGUACCUCAACAAGUAACGGAUAUGGAAAAUCAGAUAAAUCAACAACAACAAACAAAUAUUCCUAGAGAUUCUCAUAAUUUCUCUUCUCCAACCUUUCAUACAGCCCCACAACCCGGUGAAACGCAACGAGAAGUGACUCAACCUUAUCCCCAACAACAAUCUCAAAUAUACACAGCUCAACAACUCAAUGAACUCCAACCUCAAUCGAAUCAACAACCUUCUCAAUAUCCAAUUCAACAAGGUACAAUGCCACAAACGUAUUUCGUUCCUAUGCCAGAACAUCCGAAGGAAAAAGAUAUGAUCCAUAUUUACGAUCCUGAACAACCUCAUCAGGCUCCUUCUUCAGGUGGAGGUGGAGGGGUCAUACCUCCUUGGGAUUUGAUAACUCAGAGAUUAUAUAGUUGGGCUUUAGUUUGGGAAGAUGAAAGUUUUGUUAGAGCUUUGGAAAAUGUUAGUUUGGGUAAACAGGUCGAAGAGUUUCCUUUGACGGUUUUCACAAUGAUGACUUUUAAACGAUUAUUGAGACACAAUCUAUCCUCCACCCAGCCAAAAAAUUGUGACAAGUUGUUCGUCCCUCCCGCCAUGGCGGACGCCAUCAAUAAUGCUGUACAUGGAAAACACUUUACUUUGGCCCAACAGAUCCUGGAGGAAUUAUGGUAUCCAUUCGGCUUCAACGACCCACCAAGAAUCAUCAUUGCCCUUUCAAAACAUCGUCAAGAACCCGAUCACUGGACCGCACACCGAUUCGACCUGACCAACGGUCAUUUGACCUCUUACGUCGUCCGUACCCCGCUGGCGGGACAAGCGGCGAUGCACGAUGGUAGACCUUUCAUGUGGUGGCAUGCUAUACGUCUCGCAUGGCCUCAGUAUGAUAUACCUCCUCCUGAGAAUAUGAGACAGAGGACGGAAGUGUUUGACAGACCUGUAGAGGUAAAAGGGGAUAAUAGUUUAUUGGCUUCGAAUAUAGCUAGGAAUUUACUUUUGGGAUAUCGUCCGGAAAGACAAACCGACUUGAACAAGAUGCGCGAGCUGGUAUGGACCGAAGUCAAACGAUUGUUGCAGAAGAAACGUACGGGAAGAUUAGCAUUGGAUAUGGAUUCUUCCGAGCAUGUCUACGAAUUGUGA
Molecule: messenger RNA, 4818 nt
Organism: Tremella mesenterica DSM 1558
Lineage: Eukaryota; Fungi; Basidiomycota; Tremellomycetes; Tremellales; Tremellaceae
Exons: 13
Coding region: 1-4818 (1605 amino acids)
Source: RefSeq, a predicted model, not a curated record